AUGGUAGAAAGCAUCUCUGAGGCUUUAUCCUAUGUUUGGGGUAGCGAAAAUCAACCUCCCUUGCUGCACCUCCGAGACCAUCAGCUAAGAAGAAAAUUGUGGAUCGAUGCCCUAUGUAUCAAUCAGGAUGACGAUGAUGAGACGAGCGCACAAAUUCCACUUAUGCGGGCGAUAUAUGUGCAAGCUAAUUGUGUCACUGUCUGGCUGGGAGAAUCCAUAGAGGACGGCGGAACAGCGCUUAAAAUGAUUCGUCGUCUGGCCCUGGCAGAAGAUCAAACUCAAUUUGGAGCAGAAAAUGAAAUUUUUCAGGACGAAUUGUCAUCGGCUCGGAGCCAGGAGACAAAAAAUGAUAUAUGCCUGAAGCUUUUACAGCGAGCGUGGUUCCAACGAAUAUGGGUACUUCAAGAGAUUGGUGUCGCACGAUGCAUUUCUAUCAUCUGUGGCUCUGUGGAAAUGAACGGACAUGUUUUCUUCGAGGGUGUCAGUACUUUCUACAAAGCUCUAUUCACCCAGUCCUUUACCUUAUAA
This is a messenger RNA of Penicillium malachiteum, 528 nucleotides long. Its product is annotated as HET domain-containing protein. The transcript is spliced from 3 exons. Lineage: Eukaryota; Fungi; Ascomycota; Eurotiomycetes; Eurotiales; Aspergillaceae. The record is from RefSeq and is a predicted model, not a curated record. The coding region runs from base 1 to 528 and encodes 175 amino acids.